GCGGGCCCCGGGACCAGGCGGCGCCGAGGCCGGUCCCUUUCCGCCCGGGGUAACUGUCCGAGUGUAAAGAAACCCCUCACCCCGUGGGCCCGAAGCCCUAGCAUCGCUUUCGGGCGGGAAAGGUAUGAACAUGGUCGUGCUUGCUUAGGACCCUGCGGGGAAUCUGAGAAGUCGCCCAAGUCUUUCUCUCCACUAAUCCUCAUGGGUUGAGUAUCACACCUAGAUACUCUGGACGUGGUUUUAUCAUAACAAUGAUCGUGGUAGAAGUACAAGGAAAAGGGGGCAACCUGUUGACAGUGAUUAUCUGUCAGGUAUCCUCUCAUGGACUUGGGUUGCUCAUGGUAGGAGUUUGACUUACCGUUGCUGCAUGCUGUGCAUGUACCUUGCUACCCGGUGCUCGGUGCUCGGUGCUCGGUGCUCGGCCGUGCAGUCUAGUGCUGGUGACCGGGAGGCCAACCACUAGGACGGGGCCCGCUGUUUCCUGGCAGCGGAAUGGACUUCUCAGUCACCGGGCUAUGGGCAGCCCCCUCACGGGCCUUCGCUCCCCAGAGGGAGUGAACGGUCCCAGUCGGCGGUGCGGGCACAGGAGGAGGCCCAUUGGAGGAUGACAAAAGGGACGGAUGAGGUCACGCUGCUGCUGGGUUGGGCGGGAAGCCGCCGCAGGAGAGGCUUGACCUCAAGGCAGCGGCCACAGCCUUGUAACCAGCACAGCUGUGCCUCCCUGCCAGCCCCGUCAGCGCAGGGUGCUGUCCAAGUGUGCCGGUUGUACCCCCGCGCCGGGGACUCAGGGAAGCCCGCUUUAAGCCUGCUGCUGGCUUACUGUCCACUUGGCAGGCAGGGUCUGCAUGUGUUCAGGCAGCUGAAGCAGCAGUGAGGCCCACGGCAGGGUGAACCAUCCGUUUGCGUUCUCUGUGGUCAGGCACCGUGUGGGACAGUUCCCAAGUGUUGUUUUACAGCUUAACCGUGGCCUUGGGGGUAGCAAACAUCCGACCGGUUUGCCCGGCCCUCCCCUCCGUGGUGAUCUCAUCCAGCCGCCUGGCUUUAAUGCCAUCUCUCCUUGACAUCUCCAUCUCCAGCCCAGCCUGCCAUCUGAGCUGCAGCCUCAGCUUUCUAGCUGCCUCCUCCCAUCUCUCUGUGUUACUUUGAUGCUAAGUAGCCACGUGCAAACUGAAACGCCCGAUCUUUACCCCCAAACACUCCUCAUGCUGCCUUCACCACCUCAGUGCAUGACAGCUCUGUUCUUGAGUUUGGAGCCACCUGGAUUCUUCUCAGGCCUCCAUACCACCCUCGGGACCAUUUAUCAUCACCCCCGGUUUAAGUCUGGUAAUAAGCCUCUUAAUUCUUCUUUUUGCUCUCACCCUUGCCCCUCUCCUCAUGAUUCUUUUACAUUGCAAGAUAAUGUAAGACGGAGGCAGUUCAGCUUGGAGCCAGCUUGCCUGGGUGGUAAAGCAGCUCCACCACUUUCUAGCUGUGUGACCUUGAGCAAGUUGCUUAACCUUUCUCGGUGCUGUGUGAGCACUGGCGAAUAAAAGUUCACGAAGGGCUUAGAAAAGGGUCCAGCUGAGAGUUGGCUGCCACUGCUGUCCUUGGGUCACGUGACCCCACUGCUUGGGCUUUCCUGUCCAGUGGCCCAUCUCAAGAUAAGAGCCAGAGUCCUGGUCUUGCUUGCUCGCACAGACCUGGCCUCCUCUCAUUUCCUGUCAGCACACUGCUCUCACCUGCUACACCACACUCCUACCCAGGGCCUUUGUUCUUUCUGUGCUUGGAGUGUCCCCUCCUCACACUCCCACUACCCACCUGGCUCACUCUCCUUACCUUCAGAUGGACAAUGGCUAUGAGGUCUUUACUGUCCAUUCUUUCUGAAGCUGCCUCCCCUUUCUCAAUUCCUUGCUUUAUUUUCUCUUGAGCACUUAUCAGUUUUUCUUAGUUGUUACUUGACCAUCUCCUGCUAAAACAUGAGCUCUGUGGGGCAGGGAUUUUGUCUGCCUGGCGUCCUCAGCAUCUAGGAUAGUGUGUGUGUGUGUGUGUGUGUGUGUGUGUAUGUGUGUGUGUGUGCAGGCUACAUUGAAGGGGUUUAGCAAACACUUGUUGAAUGAGUAGUGAAAGCUUGCAGAGGGAAGGUAAGGAACUUGUUCAGAGCUGCCCCACUGUGGGGCUUUGCACCUUGAGCUGCUGCCUCCUGGGGCUGGGCAGUUUUUCCUGAUCUUCCAAGAAGCACACACUUUCUCUCCACAGCUCUCCAACCUCACCCUAUGCACCUCUUCAAGGCUUCCUUCAGCUGUUAUCAUUGUCAUCUUUGCUUUGUGCUUCUACCACAUGGCUACUUCUUAGCCUUUUAAUAUGGUAGUAGGCAUUCCCUCUCCUGUGCUGCCACUUGUCUUCAAUCCUCCCAUCUCCUUAUGUCUUCUUCAUUUUAGUUUUUGUUUUUUGGGUUUUUUUUAGCCCCAAGAGUCACAUUUGGCCCUAGCUUGAGUCUGGACAGACCUGCCAGGUGCUGAGGGGUUUGGUCCUGGUCUGAUCUGUGUUCUGUAGCUCUGGGCAUGCUGACCUGCUUGUCCUUCUCUUAAAAUGAUCUUUCUUGGUUGGCAGGAAACUGGUCUUACUCUACUCAGUGUUCCUGGUGCCUCUCUGGUUGCAGCCUCCUUAGUGUUUGCCUGCAGCUCAGUCUAUCUGUCCUUAUCUAUGUGCUGCAUUUCCUUCAUCCUUAGCACCUUUGACAGACACAUCUCUGGGGAGGUAUUGUGUUAAAUUACCAUUGAAACCAGAACAGUAAGGACAUCUUAGAAUCUUGGAAAUAGAGUGACAGCUUGGUGAUCAUUGCCCUUCCAACUGUGUCCAGGUCGUGGGGACCUUACUUGUCUCUGGUAGUGCCUCCCUCAGAGUAGACAGCCAGUAUUUGUUCAAAGACUUGAUUAAACAAGCCUCUGGUUUUUAUGUUGUGCCAGCUGCAAAAUACAACCACCAUACUCUGUCCCAUCACCACAAACUUUUUAAACAUGUGAUGUCUGCUGAUUCCUGUCUAUGCAACCAGUCAUGCUGCCCUGUGCAUAUAUAGGCAUGCAUGUGCAUAUCUGCACCGUGUGCAUGGCAUAUUUACAUGUAUGUCUGUCUGCACUGUGUGUGAGCCUGCAUGUGCUUUGCUCUGAUGCUCAGGCCUCCUGCAGACCUCUGGGUUUUGGAUUGCCCCUCUGAGCUGCCUUCCAGCCUCAUACCAGUCCGUUUGUCAUGCUUUCUCUGGAGUGAAGCUUCUCAGAGCUGCGUCCUCAACCCUGUUCUUGGUCUCUAUUCCCUCUCUGGGCAGCCUCUCUUCUGUGGCUUUGACGACUACCACCUCUUGAAUGUGUUCUGGCCCGUAUUCUCAGGACCAGUUAGUUCCAGAGCGGUGACCUCAGCUCCUGUUGGACAGGGCUCCUGCCCGAAUGCUGAAACACAUGCGUCCCUCCAGGGGAAAGCCUCAUUUGCUCUCAGUUCCCUCUUGUCUGUGCUCUCCACCUCUACCCAGUCAGCAGAGUGGUUAGUAUGGUGUCUUCACUGUUCCUGAAGGCUCCUGUUCUUUCACGCCUUGGCCCUCUGGCCUCGAGGACUCCUACCCCUUGGGCAUAGGGACUGUGCCUGGAGCAGUGGUUAGCUUCUUUUCUCAAAUAAGGAUUAAACUGUGGCAUGAGAGUCAACUCACCCUGUGUGGCUCCUCAUUGCCCCCAGGAUGGAGCCAGGCUCCAGAUGGUACCUAGAACUCCCUGUGCCUUGGCUCCAGCUGUCUCCUGCAGCUGCCCCACCAACCCUGGCCUGGCUCCCUUCCCACAGCCACCACCCCUUCCUCUACUGGGAACAGAACCACGCCACCUCUGGCGACUUCAGCACGCUGCAUCACUGUCCCGGUCCACGUGCCACCUUGUGGGCCCAGGAGAGCCCUGGGGUUCCAGGGUAGCAGAGCGCCCGGCUGUACCUCUGAGGCCCUAGUGCUGCAGAGUUGAGCUGAGGGUCUCGUGCUCACCCUCUGACUGACCCAGCCCUAGCAGGUAGAAGAAGAAAGGUGCCACUUUGGCAUGAAGACAGACUCGCUUAGUCGUCAGUCAUUUAAGCUGAGUGCAUUGUGAUUUCCAAUAAUUGAGGCAGUGGUUCUAAAAGCUGUCUACAUUAAUGAAAAGAGCAAUGUGGCCAGCUUGACUAAGCCGCCAGUGUGUGCAGCGCGGGCAGGACGGCACCGGGUCUCGACGGACUUGUGCAUGUUAGCAGUAUAGAUUUAUGUGAGGUUUUUAAAAACUGGUCUUUUAAAAUAGUUUUAACCACUUUUACUAUGGAGACAUAUGAGAGUCCCUCUCCUCUCCCGCGUGAGCCCGCAGGAGAAGCGGUGAUGGAGAAACGUGCUUGCCCCCUCCAAGCGCUGCCCCGUGAACAGUCUCCACCACCUCCCCUGCAAACGUCCAGUGAUGCAGAGGUAAUGGACGUUGGCUCUGGUGGUGAUGGACAGGCCGAACCCCCUGCUGAGGACCCACUCAACUUCUACGGAGCUUCUCUUCUCUCCAAAGGAUCCUUCUCUAAAGCCCGUCUCCUCAUAGACCCGAACUGUAGUGGCUACAGCCCGCGCACCGCCCGGCACGCACCUGCGGUCCGGAAGUUCUCCCCUGACCUUAAGUUGCUUAAGGAUGUAAAGAUUAGUGUGAGCUUUACCGAGAGCUGCAGGAGUAAGGACAGGAAGGUGCUGUACACAGGAGUGGAGCGCGACGCUCGUGCGGAGUGCAGUCUGGCCCUUAGCCCUGUCAGUGGAGACAUGCAUGCUUGUCCCUUUGGCGGGAGUGUUGGUAAUGGGGUAGGCAUAGGGGGUGAGAGUGCUGAUAAGAAGGAUGAGGAGAAUGAUCUGGAUCAGGAAAAGAGAGUGGAGUAUGCAGUGCUCGAUGAGUUAGAAGAUUUUACUGACAAUUUGGAGCUAGAUGAAGAAGGAGCAGGCGGGUUCACGGCUAAAGCAAUCGUGCAAAGAGACAGAGUGGAUGAAGAGGCCUUGAAUUUCUCCUACGAGGAUGAUUUUGACAACGACGUUGAUGCUCUGUUGGAAGAGGGCCUUUGUGCUCCCAAAAAGAGGAGAGUGGAUGAGAAAUAUGGAGGAGACAGCGACCAUCCAUCUGAUGGAGAGACAAGUGUGCAGCCAAUGAUGACCAAGAUUAAAACAGUGCUCAAAAGUCGUGGCCGCCCACCUACAGAACCAUUGCCUGAUGGGUGGAUCAUGACAUUCCAUAACUCCGGAGUCCCUGUGUACCUACACCGAGAGUCUCGGGUGGUCACCUGGUCGAGGCCGUACUUCUUGGGAACGGGAAGCAUACGGAAACAUGACCCUCCUCUGAGUAGCAUCCCCUGUCUGCAUUACAAGAAAAUGAAGGACAACGAGGAAAGGGAGCAAAACAGUGAGCUUUCCCCUAGUGGGGAGGUGUCCCCUGUCAAGCCCCUCAGUCGAUCUGCAGAGCUGGAGUUUCCCCUGGAAGAGCCUGAUUCCAUGGGGGCCGACACGGGGCCCCCAGAUGAGAAGGAUCCACUGGGGGCUGAGGCUGCCCCUGGGGCCCUGGGGCAGGUGAAGGCCAAAGUUGAGGUGUGCAAAGACGAAUCAGUUGAUCUUGAGGAAUUUCGGAGCUACUUGGAGAAGCGUUUUGACUUUGAGCAAGUUACUGUAAAGAAAUUCAGAACUUGGGCCGAGCGGCGGCAGUUUAACCGAGAAAUGAAACGUAAACAGGCGGAGUCUGAGAGGCCCAUCCUGCCGGCCAAUCAGAAGCUCAUUACUCUAUCUGUGCAAGAUGCACCCACAAAGAAAGAAUUUGUCAUUAACCCCAACGGGAAAUCGGAGGUCUGCAUCCUGCACGAGUACAUGCAGCGUGUCCUCAAGGUCCGCCCGGUUUAUAAUUUCUUUGAAUGUGAGAACCCAAGUGAGCCUUUUGGCGCCUCGGUGACCAUUGAUGGUGUGACCUAUGGAUCUGGAACUGCAAGCAGCAAAAAACUUGCGAAGAAUAAAGCUGCUCGAGCUACGCUGGAAAUCCUCAUCCCUGAUUUUGUUAAACAGACUUCUGAGGAGAAGCCCAAAGACAGUGAAGAGCUGGAGUAUUUUAACCACAUCAGUAUCGAGGACUCGCGGGUCUACGAGUUGACCAGCAAGGCCGGACUGUUGUCUCCCUAUCAGAUCCUCCACGAGUGCCUUAAAAGAAACCAUGGGAUGGGUGACACAUCCAUCAAGUUUGAAGUGGUUCCUGGUAAAAACCAGAAGAGUGAAUAUGUCAUGGCGUGCGGCAAGCACACAGUGCGCGGCUGGUGUAAAAAUAAGAGAGUUGGGAAGCAGUUAGCCUCUCAGAAAAUCCUUCAGCUCCUGCACCCACAUGUCAAGAACUGGGGGUCUUUACUACGCAUGUAUGGCCGUGAAAGCAGCAAGAUGGUCAAACAGGAGACCUCAGACAAGAGUGUGAUCGAGCUGCAGCAGUAUGCCAAGAAGAACAAGCCGAACCUGCACAUCCUAAGCAAGCUGCAGGAGGAGAUGAAGAGGCUGGCCGAGGAGAGGGAGGAGACGCGGAAGAAGCCCAAGAUGUCUAUUGUGGCAUCUGCUCAGCCUGGUGGCGAGCCCCUGUGCACUGUGGACGUGUGAGGAGGUGGUGGACCGGGCAUGGGGGCUGCCAGCUCUGUGCCAGGAGACCAUGCACCGCUCACUCUGCAGCCUCUCAUCUCCAAUCUAAGUUCCUCCCCUGCAGCCACAUGUCUGAGGCUGGGGCCAGAGGGGUGGGGCUCCAGUGUAUGGGGACAGCCAGGGCCACAUUCUACUAUACCAUUUCCUUGUGGGCCACCCACAGGUCUGAGUGGACGUGUUCAAGCAUCAGCUCAGCCUGCCCGUGCAGGUGGAAGCUGAGCUUGGAGAUGACCUAUGCUUUUACGGAUUUGCUGCAGACUGGUUUUAUGAAGAUUUUCAUGAAUUUUAGUAUGUAACAUGCACUGACAAGAAAUGAUAGUUGGAUCACAGAUGAAAUGAGAAGUGAUGGCCAAGUGCUAUGGCGCCCUGUGUCUAGGGCUCCUGCAGGCCACUGCAGGAACCUGGUCAGAAGGCGCAUGCUGGCACACCAUCCCCUUUCCUGCCUCCUGUGUUUUCCCCUUUUUUCCCCUGAAAAUGUAACAGGAAUGAGUAUUUCAGACCUUUUAGGUUUAAAAUAAACACAAUUUUAGCAUCAGAACUAUUUUUCAGAGAUUGCAGGCAAAUCAAGGUGAUUAUUUUUCAGCCAGUGUGUUUCUGCCUGGCUUGUUUCCCAAGCCCUGAGCUGGGUUGUGAUCCAUUUUUCGAAGUCUUUUUAAAAAAUUAGUUUUUUUUUUUAUUGAUUUGAGAGAGAGAAAAGCAAUCAAUUUGUUGUUCCACUUAUUUAUGCAUUUAUUAGUUGAUUCAUGUAUGUGCCCUGACCAGGGAUCAAACCCGCAAACUUGGCAUAUCAUAUCAGGACGAUGCUCUGACAAACUGAGCUAUCCACCGGCCAGGGCCUUCUGAGUAAGUCUUAAUGCCCUAAAAACACACCUAGGCUGGUUACCUUCACUGGCCUUUAGCAACUUUUUACUAAAGAUUUUUGCACAGUCAAAUCUCUCUAUCCACUCUUCAGUUUUUAAAGCUUUUAUGAUAUUUUAGCAUUUGGAAAGAAACUUUUACAGUGUGUAGAAGAUAGAUUUGGAAUCAUGUAGCAGAUAUAAACAAUUAAUGAAUUUUAGCACGUGGGUUUAUUUAAGAAGAGGGAACAAGGACCCGUAGUGCAAUCCAUUCUUGAUCACAAACUGGCACUCCUCUCCAGAUUUGGUGCAAGCACAUGGAUGGUAGCUUCACUGGAUUUCAAAGGCAGCUGCCCUGUGCAGCCAGGUCUGGUAACCAGCUCACUCCUCUGACCAGCAGCCUGUGCUCUCCAGGUGGCCCCUGUGGACAGGUGCAGGGUUAGAUGUGACCCUGCUCUGAGUCCCAGAGGGUGCGGGGGCCCUUGGUUGUCCCCCACAUGUAAGGUAGUGGUGGUUAGCCUUUGGUUUCCUGUUCCCAGCACCUCUUCAGGGUGCCACAUGCUCAUGGUGCACUGCCAGAUACAGGAGCCCAGUGCUGGGUUGCAUUGUUAUGUUCUUUGGGUGUGCCUGUCCACCACAUCCCCUGUGGAUGGUGUUUUGUUUCCAGGAAGACAAUUGGUGGUGUCUGCUUCCGGGAAGACAAUGUUGGCCUUGUAGGCCACCCAGUGUAUCCCUCCCUCAGCACCCAUGUGACCAAGGUUAGCUUCUGUGUUGACCUUUAUAAAACAGAGUCCUCAA
This is a messenger RNA of Myotis myotis, 8292 nucleotides long. It is a transcript of the gene DGCR8, whose product is annotated as DGCR8 microprocessor complex subunit. Gene Ontology annotation, molecular function: double-stranded RNA binding; primary miRNA binding; heme binding. NCBI's taxonomy places the organism in Eukaryota, Metazoa, Chordata, Mammalia, Chiroptera, Vespertilionidae. The transcript is spliced from 14 exons. Gene Ontology annotation, cellular component: microprocessor complex. The record is from RefSeq and is a predicted model, not a curated record. The coding region runs from base 4298 to 6619 and encodes 773 amino acids. Gene Ontology annotation, biological process: primary miRNA processing.